CAAAGAUUCCGCAAAUUAGAGCUAUGUCAGCUCCAAAUGUCAUGAGUGAUGUGGGGAAUCCACAUUCCAAUUCUACGAUUUCUACCCGCCAGGCCGACGAGGUUGCACUGCCCACGGACGGGAGAGGGGAACAGAGCAAUGACAAUGACCAAUCAGUUGACACCAAUCCAAUGAUCCAGCUACCUUCGAAAGAUAGCUCCAGGGAUCCUCAAAAUAGCAUUCAAGCAACUGCGAAUGAUGAGGGCCAGCUCCACACUUCCGAAACGAGCGGUGAGAUUGAGAAGGAAGUGACUUUCUACCAAAGCCUUGCCAACAAGGUCAUGGACGAUGAUGAGAAUUUACCCGUCGCCACUCACAAAGCUGGUACAGCUGUUUAUCAAUCUUUGGUCCCGGAUUUGAUGGAGGAAGAGAGGGACAGACUGGAAGUCAGAAGCAGGCAAGCCAUCUUACAUAUAGCCUAUACCGAUCUUAGGGUCAAGAAUCUAGAGAAGGAAGUUAAGAAGCUACGAAGAGAUUUACAAGGCUUACCAGAAGAUUUCGAGUUUGCGAAAUCGGUGAGCAAUCCUGUGUAUCUCCAUGAGCUGAAACGAUCUUCCGCUCCUGAAUUCCGAUUGACCGAAGAAUCGAGAACGAUUCCGCCACAUCUGCAGCCUGCGUUAGAAGUUCUUCUUGUCGAUAGGGGUCCUGGUUCAAAUGAAACUAAGACUGGAGAUAACGCCAGUGGCCAACGAUCACCAGAAGUUAUAAGGAUUCGGCCCAGGAUUUUAGCCAGGCACCUUGGAAAGAUUUCCGGUGAAGACACAGAGCCAAGAAUAGCACUUCGCGCACACGACGGAAAAACCCAGCCUUCUGCGAUUGUGUUUCGAAAGCCAUUCAAAAUCUUCUGUGCAUUUGAAAAACAGAUCAGAGCGAGUGUUGCAGAAUUGGAAACUCAAAUCGAGAAGAAAAGCAACGAAGUUACAGAAUCCAAAGGCAAAGCGCAAGAAACACAGGACACCAAGCGCAAACGCAAGGAAUAUGAUGACAGUGAUCUUCUUAUUGAUUUGAAACUGCUAAUAGAGUUCCUUGAUGUUGACUUGAAACCAACGCUAGAGUUGAGAAGCAAGAUCAAGGAUGGUACAGCGACCACCAUUGAACACGAAGACCUGUGGCAUCUGUUCAAUUUAGGAGACAAUGUGAUACAACAGUCCACCGUGCCUAAGGUCUAUCGAGUGAUCAAUUUCACUGGCGGCCGCGAGAUUUUGAUUUCCAAGACUGACAUGGAUCAAAAGCCUGUCCAUGUUGAUGGUUUUGCGAUAGAUUGCUACAACCUCGGUUUUGAUGGAUCAUCGUUUGGACCUAAAUUUACCUCAUUUUCUAUCCGGAAAUUUCUUGGCACAAGACAUAUCACUUCUUUACCCGUUUUCCCCUUGAAAUUCGAUCCCUCACGAGAGGCUCUAGAAAAAGAUCUCGUCGAUCGAGGCACAAGAUACCUCGAACUAACCAAACUUCCAUACGCGCACAGAUUGCUAGUAGGAACGACGUUGGAUGAGCCUGCAGAAGAAAUUGAUGCUCAGAUAAUCGUCGACACGACCUUUGCGAUCAAUAGAAAUCCCAAAUGGCACCAAGACUUAGACUUUGAUGAAUCCGAUCUGACUGAGGGUGAUAUACGUGAAACACAAGUCCCGCCCUUUUGCACGCAUGUAAAGUUCAAUGAAGGAUGCUGCGGAAGUGACACCAUUCAGAAAGAUCUUGAAAUGGACAAAUCAAGAGUUGACGAAUACAUUCAGAUGAAUCGCCAUGCUUUGAGGCUGUUUCCUGCGAGUGAUCUUGCUGAGAAAGACAAAAUAUUGCUUCCUCAUUGGGCAUAUGGAUUUGUCCUCAGGAGCAGGCAGUGGGUAACUGUGAACAUCGGUGAUCUCUCAGAUGUCAUGUAUGAAAACAACUUCGAUAGUCUAGUGCUACCUUCAGGACACAAGGAAACUGUCAAGGCAUUGGUAAGAAAUCAUGUAAGAGAUUCAACAAAUUCGACCGCUACUUCGAACUUGGGGGCGUCCAUGGAUCUAGUCAGAGGCAAGGGCAAGGGUUUGAUCAUCCUUCUCCACGGUGAACCAGGCGUUGGAAAAACUUCGACCGCAGAAUGCGUUGCGGAUCUUACUCAACGCCCACUGUUCCCAGUGACUUGCGGAGACAUUGGAGAAACAGCCGCGGAAGUUCAGAAUACUCUUGAUCAUAAUUUCCAACUAGCUCACAAGUGGGGUUGCGUCCUUCUUCUUGACGAAGCCGAUGUGUUCAUGGCCAAGAGGAACAAGACAGACCUUAGGCGAAACGCGGUUGUCAGUGUGUUCCUCCGCACUCUUGAGUAUUACAGUGGUAUACUAUUCUUAACUACUAACCGUGUUGGAAGCAUCGAUCCAGCCUUCAAAUCCCGCAUCCACAUGAGCUUAUUCUAUCCGCACCUCGGUCUCGAUGCAACCCUCCAGCUUUACCAGAUCCUCCUCGACAGAACUCUUGCAGAACAGAAAGCGUCGAAGAAUGUGGACUUCAAAGUCAAGUCGAAAGAGAUAAAGAGCUUCGCUAAGUCGCAUUUUAAGCGCCUGGAGAAGGAAGGGCUUGCCACAUGGAACGGAAGGCAAAUCCGGAAUGCAUUCCAAACUGCUAUCACGCUCGCAGAGUACAGCUCUCGCCAGUCUGCGGCGGAGACCACAACGCUCGGCAAGGAACAGUUUCAAAUUGUUGCAGAAGCUUCCAAGGAAUUUGAUAUCUACAUGAAAGAGACACUUGGAGCCACAGACGCGGACCUGGCUAGGCGAGAGGACAUUCGGUACGAUAGAUUUGGUGUUCGUGGGUUAAGCAAUACUCCUGCAGUGCGCUCCGAAUGGAGUAAAGAAAGGCAUCUUCGCCCUGUUGGACGAAAUUCUAAAGAUCCUGAGAGCGAAAGCGAAGUGUCAUCUGAUAUGGAUGAUGAAGAUGGUGAUGACGAUGACGAAGAAGAAAUUUUGCCCCGUGUCGGAGAUGCAUCUUCCACAAUGGCUAAAGGCAAGGCUGUUGCUGCCGGCUCCUCAAAAGGCGAAAGUGCCACUGGGUCGAAUCAGUUGGAUAUGAAAGAGUUCGAAGAGUUUUUGAGGUUCCAGGAGAUGAAAAAGAAGAGAGCAAAGUACUAGAAGUCUUAAUCUUUUCCCUCCCUAUUUGCCUUAGAGGUGGGCUAGAUAGCUCGAAGAGUCGCCCCGAGCAGACAUCGAAAAAAAUAUAUCGUCCAUCCGUCAAACGUUUGCAGUACAUUUUGAAGCUCAUCGACAUGGAGUGUUUGUAUUGGCACUCACAACAUGGUUGUAAUAUCCUCCCUAGAAUCAUGGUAAACUUUUUCUUUGAAGAUGAUGGAGAGGGCGAGUCCAAACUGAACGAAUAUUGUGCUGAAAAUGUCCGCUUACUACCCC
Molecule: messenger RNA, 3416 nt
Organism: Hyaloscypha bicolor E
Lineage: Eukaryota; Fungi; Ascomycota; Leotiomycetes; Helotiales; Hyaloscyphaceae
Exons: 13
Coding region: 24-3143 (1039 amino acids)
Molecular function (GO): ATP binding; ATP hydrolysis activity
Source: RefSeq, a predicted model, not a curated record